GAUAUUUAAAUGAGCACUCCAGAAUCUUUGAAUCCUGCUCCUCUUACAAGUCUUGGUGAUCACUCAUUCAAGAAAGUGUUGGAAGACGACUAUUCGACUGGCAAGUUGAAUCUCAAGUUGAAAGCAAAUACCCAGAAUUCUGGAUCAGCCAAUUACAAGGGUUGGCUAGAUAUCGCAAAAAUGCAAUCCCUACAAGAAACCAAACUAUAAUUCCCUUACAAAAAGUAAGUUAUCCACUCUAUAUCAAGUUAUAUUCUCCAAUUUGCUACCAGAGACAAUGGUGCCAAAGUUCAUAUAGAUUUUGGAUAGGUUGCAAAAUUAUCAAAGGGCAAUGUUUCUUUAUUUGCGAAUGCCAAAUUAGGAAGCUCAAAUAUCGGAGAUGCCAUUGUUAGAUUUGGAGGAGUCACAAGAUGGAAUGAUAUUACAAAUCACCUACGUAUUUAUCACAUGCAUUUCUUCAUAGGUUUGGAGUACAACGCACAUAAUUCUGUAGUGAAUGUAUUGAGUAGAACAUUUUCGAAGGUUAAUGAUUGGACUUUCGUUGCAGUUGAAGAUUUCCAAGCAAAUGGUGCAUUUGGAGUCAGAAGACUAGAUUUCCUUGUUGGAUAUCUCUAACCUAAAUACGAUGUAUUCUUUAGGCAUCUAACUUAAAAUCCAAAUACAUCCAAAUCAUUUUAGAAUCUUCUCUCUGGAAGAUUAGUUUUAGAUGUUGUUUACAGACAAUAAAAAUAAACUUUUGGAAUUGAAGCUGAUUACAAUCUGGAGAAGGCUAAGUUAACAACCUUGGUUGGAUUAACAACAAAAUUGAAUGGUUUAGAUGUUAAGGCAAAAGUGAAUACAUCUACAGCAGCUUUAGGGUUGAGUGGAAAAGGCAAAUUUAAUGAAAAGUUAAUUUUCAUAUUAUACUUAGAUUCAAUUGGACUUUAUCAACUGAGUUACCAAUAGACGGAUCAUGGCCUAAAAAACAAGGGGUUUUCCCAGUCCCAGUAGGAUUCACAAUUGAUACAUCCUUAUGAACAAAUAAGUAUAUUCAAAUUUAUAAUAUAAAUUGAAUCACUA
Paramecium octaurelia is the source of this 1059-nucleotide messenger RNA. NCBI's taxonomy places the organism in Eukaryota, Ciliophora, Oligohymenophorea, Peniculida, Parameciidae. The record is from the annotation of a GenBank genome assembly.